GGGGGGGGUUACCCCCUGGUCACACCCCGAUCAUGCCAGAACGAGGAACUUCACCGGCUGCUGGCCAAACAGAGGCCAGGAUCAUGAGGUCAUGCACAAACCCUCUGCAGGUAUCUAAUAUUCAGGGCGUUCUGCGUCGUGUUGGCCGCACACGAGCCGAAAACGUCAACCCUGCCACAUUGUUGCUCUGCUGACGCUCUUGCCUUUGGACCGAAAAGAGCCGCUUUUGCGCCUGCUGCAUGUGCGACCAGUUUGCCAGAGAGAGGCUUCACGCCGUCGGCCAAGCGGGCCUUGUGGCAGCGGUGGAGCCCACUGCGGUAGAGCGGCUUGACCAUGUUGGCCAGCUUCUCGCCGAAAAGAAGCCCUGGCCCGCCUUUCUGCACCUCGGAGCUCGAGCAACGAAAGAGUGGGAGGCUUGCCCCACCCCCGUACAGGAGGCUCUGGCAUGGAUGGCGACAGCUACGGUUGGGGUGCUCGAUAUGACGAGCGUAGGGCCCUUAGAGCCUGUUUGCCAGGCAUUCAAGGGGUUGAUCGAGGCUGCCGAAGGUGCAGCGGAGUCCCAGGACAAACUCAAGGGGCUGAUAUCCCGGUGCCCUUUCCUCACCACCGUCUUGAUUCAGCACGACCGAGCGGUUGGUCCGCUCGCCCAGGGCGGCAAGUGCAGGGCGCUCUUUUGCCACCGCAGCGACCUGAGCACUCUCACCGACUUCGAGGAGCGUCUGCGCACCAUCAGUAACGACAUCGCCUUGGUGGACGGGCUGGAGCAUCAACAGCUGUUGUUGGCCGUGUAUCGCCAGUUGCGCCCUCCAACGUUGCCGGCUAUGGCCUCGGUACCUGCAGGGCCGAUCUCCCUGACCGAUGGCCACAUUUCACGGCCUUCGUUGCUCGGGAGAGCCAUUGGUUACCUCACGAACACGGCUGUGGGCGACGCGCCCUGUGUGCUGACCGGCAUGGCCGGAGCGGGAAAGUCGGUCCUGGCGUCCGCAGUUGUACAAGUGGAGAAGGUCCGCGAGCACUUUCAUGCGGGGAUGUAUUGGGUGAGGGCGCGUGACGCGAAGGAUCAACUCCACGCGUGCUUGGAAGGGCUUGCGUUACGAGUGGCGUCAACGUCAGGGACUACUGCCCCCGGGCUUGGCAGCGUGGAAGAAGUGACGCGUUACCUGAAAGCGGUAUGUGCCGACUCCGUGUCACCGCGCUUGAUCGUGCUCGACGACGUGUGGGAGCGGGAGGUCGUUGACACCCUGAAGCUGACGGGCCUGCAGCUGCUGGUAACUACGCGCGACCGUUCGGUGGUGUCGAUGCCGGGAGAGUGCGUGGAGGUGGGGGAUAUGGAGGACGAGGCCCUGGAGCUACUGAGAGUCGGUUGCGGGGCAUCCAAGAACCUCGAGUUACCGCGCGCUGAGGUGUUGCAGGUCGUGGUUGACUGCGGGAACGACCGCAUCAUGACCGUACCGAAGCGAGUAGAUGCUGUCUUGGAAGUGAGCUUGGGCGCCAUGGCAGAAGACCCAGCGAAGCAGCGAAGAUGCCUGUUCCUUGCGGCCCCUGGGGCUGCCAAGACGUUCGCAAGACAGCUCGUGGAUCAGUCCAUGCUCCAGCCUGCAGGGGAUGCUCUUCGCGUUCACGAUCUUGUCUUGCUGUUCCUCAAGCCCAAGCUCAAAGCCGAUUCCAGCCGGCCCAUCACCACCUCCCGUAUCGCGGAGUAUCUGGGACAUUUGAAGGUUCUGCGAAGAUAUGUUGAGGACGGGAGACGAGCGACGGUGUGUAUUCCUUGAUGGCCCUUUGGAGGUCGGUGGAGGACCUCGUGGGGGAGAGCCAAGUCGCAGCUGUGUACACGAAGAACCUCCAAGGGGUACCGGAAUAUGC
This is a messenger RNA of Ectocarpus sp. CCAP 1310/34, 1863 nucleotides long. NCBI's taxonomy places the organism in Eukaryota, Phaeophyceae, Ectocarpales, Ectocarpaceae. The record is from the annotation of a GenBank genome assembly.